This is a messenger RNA of Tribolium castaneum (red flour beetle), 663 nucleotides long. Its product is annotated as endocuticle structural glycoprotein SgAbd-8. The coding region runs from base 146 to 619 and encodes 157 amino acids. Gene Ontology annotation, cellular component: chitin-based extracellular matrix. Gene Ontology annotation, molecular function: structural constituent of chitin-based larval cuticle. Lineage: Eukaryota; Metazoa; Arthropoda; Insecta; Coleoptera; Tenebrionidae. The record is from RefSeq and is a predicted model, not a curated record. The transcript is spliced from 3 exons.
UUUAUGAGUCGUUUUAUUGUCCACUUCAUGGACGAGUCGCACCUGGGGAUUUGUGAAUCCGAUGCUCCAACUAAUUUGCAUCAAGUAUAAAUAUCAGAAAUUUCUGAAACUGGACUAUUACUGAACCGCGCUUCACUUCACAGACAUGAUUCGCUUGCUCAUGGUUUGCGCUUUGGCGGCUGCGGCUCUCGCCGACGUUUCGCACAUUUUGGGCCGCCGCCCCUUCGCCGCCCCCGUGCGCUCCGUGUCCGUGCAACCUGUGGUAACCGCCACCAACUACCGCCCCAUUGCCAUCGUCCGCCAAAGCCAGGACGUCUCCCCCGACGGCAGUUACCAAUACAGUUAUCAGACGGAGAACGGGAUAAGUGCCGAGGAGACGGCGCAAGUUCGUGCCGUGGGCAACGACUUGGAGAAGACAGCUCAAGGAGCUUUCUCGUGGACGUCUCCCGAAGGAGAGCAAGUUUCCGUGUCUUAUAUUGCCGAUGGAAACGGAUACCAACCGCAGGGAAGUCAUUUGCCUGUUGCUCCCCCAAUUCCUCCAGCGAUUCAAAGGGCUUUGGCUUGGAUUGCGGCGCAUCCGCAGCCAGAAAGUGCGGUUUAUGGACAAAGAAGAUUCUAGAUUUAGGAUUUGAGAAUUAAUUUUAAUAAAGUGGUUUCCUAAAA